UAUUUUCAGUCUGGCGGCAACAACGAGAUGAGCCAAGGCCGCCGGCCAACGAUGGGUGGCACCUACCCCCAACAGGGCGGCCAAUAUAUGGGCCAACAGAUGGCCAUGGGGCCAGGGCCUGGUCCUCAGCGAUUUAUGAUGGGUGGACAGGUAGGAAUAUGGAUUCAUUUAUGAACUAAAUUUUAAAGCAUUUUACUUUGAAAGUGCAACUUCUUUCACAACUUCUUUCACUAUUUUAUUAUCAAGACCCAAGACAAAGUUGAUAAAUAAAAGUAAUUAAUUUUUUUAAAAUUAUUAAACAGGCCUCUUCUAAUUCAGUCAUCUGACAGGUUUUGAUAGAAAAAAAUGUUUUAAAUAUUUCAUCAUUUGUCAUGCUAAAACUCAUGUAGGGCCUGGCCUGCUCCACUACAUUUUUCCAUUUUUUUUUAUCCAUGAAUUUCUGCCAUAUAAAUUUGUUUAUAAGUAUAUUUUGGUUAGGAUAUAAAUGUAAUUUUGUGCUAAAGGUUUGUGUUGUUCUUCAACAGAUACCAAAUCAGAUGUUUGGCCAUCCACCAUCACAGCCCCAGAUGUACAUGCCCCCCUCUCAGCAGCCCCCGGGACCACCACUCUCACCUGCAGCCCGACCCCCAACCCCACAACAGUCACAGUUACAACAGAUGCAAAAUAUGGUCCAAAACUCCCCCAAACAACCCUCUCCGUCACUAUCAGAUCAUGGCUCAGUAUAUGUAAGUAUUUAAAAUGAGGAAAAGAAACAACCCCCACCAACCAUCAAAGACCUAUUUAUAAUGGUCAACUGAUGUAAAACUAGCAUUCUAAACUCUUCCUGUGUUAAAAAGGGCAAUCUUUAGCUGGAAAGGAGAAAACCUAAAUAAAAAGGGAUGUCAGGACGUCAAGCAAUUGUAUAGCUGAUUCGAAUUGAAAUAAGAAUCUAAUGACAGUGAUCCAGUUGUCCUUGUCUGUCGUGGGGUUAUAUUACAUCAACAUUAUUACAUUUUGUUCAGCAUUAAAUUGAAUUUAAAUUGUUUUUUUAUGCAUACAUUUUUUUCCCACACCAAUGUAUAAAUUUAAAUCUUAUCGUUUACUGAAUGAAAUAAUACAUAAAUUCAUAAUGAUCAUUUUAAAAUUUAUUUAAAAAGUCAAAAUAAUUUUAUUUUACAGUCGAUGAAACAAGAAGAAAAUAGUCAAGACAUGAAAUCGGUAAGUACAUUUCAGAUAGGUUGACUUAAGUAGUGGGCAUUCAGGACAGAUUGUUUCUAGUUUGCCGGGAAACAGUUGGACAGCUCAAAUUUAAUACAUGUUAUUGUUUGUGUUAUGCUUAGCCACAAAAUCAAUAGUCAAACACUCAGUACAUAAGAUAAACAUUUCAUAGUUGGAUUUGAUGAACUUAUAAAAAUAAAUUUGAGGGGUGUUCGGAUCUCUUGAUAUGACACUUAGCUGAAACUUUCAAAAAACAAUCCUGCAAAGAUCUUGUUUUCAAACAACAUAAGCUCUUUUUCUCUGUAGCCAAAGAACUGUGUAAAUGUAUGUGAAAGUGUUAAGAUUGCCAGUGUACUUGUGCUGUCAGCUAAGCAAGUUUUCAAAGUGGGAUUUGGUUGUUUUUUUAUGUUCUUUUGUCAGAAUGAGAAUAGAGACAUUUUGCUGAAACUUAAUGGAAGAAAAGAACUUUGCUUAAAAACAUAUAUGAGGUCACUGCUUUGUUGUUAAAAUAGGGUUUCUGUUAUCUCAACUCUUGUUAAUUUCUUCUUAUCCCAUCCCCAUGUCAAAUGAAUAUAAUUUCAUUGAAACAUAUGAUAAAAUAUCUAGUGAAACUCCCAAAAUAAUUUCAAAAUGAGACUUAAUUGUUUUGGUAGGUAAAAUCACAAUUAUUUUUGCUCAUACAGCUUCCUAUGGAUGCAACUAAUUUUGGAUAGAGCAUUUAGUAAAUUAGUAUCCAUUUUCUAAGCUCAUGGGUGGCACUAGGGCAGCACAAGUGAUAAAACAAAGGGAUAUGAUAAAACAAGGCACCACUUUAUAGAGUUGAUGUCAUAAACCAGAGUCACAGAGUGUAGUUAUCAUGUUUCAGUCACUGCCAGUUGCUGGCAAAAUUGCAAGGAUGGCAUCUGCCUGUACUGAAUAAAAUACAAACAAUAAAAUUGUUCAUAGUUUUCUUAAUGAAACAAUACCUUAACUUAAGUUUACUCUGAUGCCAUCUGAAUGUCAGACAGGUAUACAAUAUUUCAUUAAGUUUUUUUAAAGAAUAUAUUUAUUUAUUAUAAACACUUUCGGAUGAAAAAAAAAGAAGAAAUAUUUUGUUUUGACAUUUGGCAAAUUUAAAUUUAUUUCCCUACACUGUCAUUAUAUUAUAUUAAAUUGUCGAAGAUGAAAGGGCAAUUAAAUAUUAUUGUUAGAGAGCAGAUAUCCAUGUUGCUCGCAAGAAAUAAUGCCACUGAGUAAUACAGCUGGUAGUGACUUUGGAGCAUGUCAGUCUCAAUUACUAUUGUUUUUAAAUGAUGGGUUGAGUGUGUCUUGUGGUAGAAACAAGGUUCAUGAAACUGAGCUCUUCAUAUAAGUGGCUCUGCAUUAAAGCCUUUGUUAUUACACAUGCUCUGGGAAUUAGCCAAAGUUAUUUGAAAUUUCCUUAAUCUGUUGUUGUUUUUUUUUUGUUUCUGGCCCUAUAAGCCAGAAUUUUUUUUUCCUAUAACUGUACUAACAAAAAAUUAUUUAAAUAAAACUCUUGUCUUAUUAUAUAAAAAAAAGACUGUAAAAACUUAGACUUGCCCCGCACAUUUUUUUUUAAUAAGCUUAAAUAGUAAAUAUUUCUUACUGCUGUUUGACAUGUGUAAGCAGAUAUAGCAUAUAGCAGAAAAUUAAAUAUACAUAUAUUGUAUUUGUAAAGGAUGAUUUAAUUUUUGUUUUAAAGCAUAAUCGUUAAUUUCUGACUUAAAUGAAGACUUCACACGUUGGCUCACUCACUGGCUGAGGGGACUAUGGUAGAAAAGUGAUUUCGAACCCUGACAUUAAAGAAUUAUUAGCUACCGACCACCUUAUCGCGGCGUGGCCUACUUACACAGUGUUUCUGAAGUUGCAUGACUCAACAAGUGACCCAAAAUAUUUAAAAUAAAAUGGUUUAAAAUAAGUUUUGAAGCUAGAGCAGAAGACGGAAGGAGAAUGCUAAUACAAGUUUAUUUCAUCCAAGCUGUAGUUCAGUUUAGAGCACUGUACUUUAUAAACAAACCAAAACUUUUCCUCUUUGUUUUGUUUUUUAAUUGUUGGUGUGGGGGGGGGGGGGGGGGAGUCACUUCGUUGUGUUACGCAGUCACAAAUCAGACUCGGGUUGGCGUGCUUCUACGUUUGUCCUACUCCGUACAUAAGGCUAGACCAGGCUGUAUUCUGCUUAGCUAGUAGUGUCUAUGAAAAGUGUCGCUCUUCAGGCUCUUCGGGUAAUAUUUGCACACCAUAUCUUGCUGUUAUCUUAUGGGAAAAGGGGGGGGGUCGAAUCCGGAGACCCACCAAAGACAAUGUUUCAGCAGCUUUAUACCGCGGACCUUCUCUGUUCCAGGAGGCGCUCGCUUCAUUCUGGGUAUGAGCAUGUCCUAAUACUAAUAGUCGCAUGCAACCCACCUGUAGCCGACUGGCAGCAAUGAACCGUGACCUGCUUUAGGACAGGGUUAUAAAAUAGUUUAAAUUUUUUUUUUAACUACUGUUCCGCUUCAUAAUUAUAUUCAUUGUAUCUGAGUAUAACGUGGUAUAAUAAUGCGGUGUUUCCACAACAGUUUAUCCGCCUUUGAGUCUUUGCUAGUUGUAUUAUAUAAAUAAGCUCGUAAACUCCUGCCUAUAAAACUGUUCAAACAUGACUAGAGCUCUUUUAGGCGUGGUGCACUGGUUCUUAAUGUUUUAUCUUUUAACGAAACAAAUUUUAAAUUGACAUUCCAAUGUAGCGGCUUGUGAAAUUGCCAGCGAUGACUUCAUAUGCACACAUAUAAAAUAUAUCAUAAUAAAUGGUUUGCGUUCAAGCUGUGUGAAUGAAAUAAUAUAAAAUACAUCAACUGCAUUGAAGCCCGGACUUGGUCAGUACAGCGUAGACAUGGAAGGGGCCACCACUCUACAGACGGCUUCAUUGUAGCUGUUUCUUACCACGUUAAAAUGAAACCCAUGUGAAUAUUCAGGGAAAUACAGAACACGUGUUCAGAUUUGGAAAGCCUUCUUUUCAAGAACAAUGAUGUGAUUUAAUUAUUAAUAUAGACUUGCUGGCUUUCACAAAUUAUUACAGAAAGAGAGGGGGGGGGGGCUUUUAAAUACCUAAUAUACUCUGUGCAUGGUAUAAUUUAUAUACGGUUUUGUGUGGGGUGGGGUACAUUUGCCGGGGAGUUGUCUCCCGACACCUAUUAUACUUAAAUCAAAUUUGAAACUCAGGGUGACAGUCUUUGAGUCUGCCCAUUUGGGUUAGUCUGCCUAUCAGGGACGAACAUAAUAACUUUAUUAAAGUAUACCAUUACAACUUAAUAUAACCGGGAAAACAAAUUAGUUAACGUUUUAAGCAUAUAAGUAUGUAGUACCCCAUGCUGGUUCAAUGUACUCCCUUCUAACAAUUUAUUCAACGUAAUCAUUAAGAAAUUUUAAUCCGACCUCUAAAUAAACCUUUCAUUAAAUUAUGCAGAUCAUCUAAAAGAACUUGUGCAUGAAAUCAUAAAGUAAUACUAGCGUGAAAAAAAUAUUUGUUGUUGUUAUUAUUCCCGAGUUAUUCUACAGGGGAGAGCUUUAAUUGUAUUCUAAAUACAAUUAAUGCUAACGUAGAAAAUUUGAUGUCGUAAUUUCAUACUCUCCAGCUGUAUGUAAUGAAAUUAUCGGCGAGUCAAAUGGGGAGAGGGGUGGUGGGAAAAAACCCUCCUCUUCCUUUCAGUAAUUACCGAUGAUUCCCUUCAGACUUAAGGCCGUUGUAAAUAACUUUUCGUCGCAAACAGCCUCGUCGCUCAAGGAAUUCCCUUUCCCUCUCUCUCUGAGCCCGUUUCCCUCUUGUAUUCACUUCCCUCUCUAUCUCCCUCGUUCGAAAUCUCCUCACAUAAAACUCGGAGCCCCGUUUGCCAUUACUCUUUGUUCAGGCUAUGGGGGGAAAAGACUGAUAGGCCUGUCUAAAAAUAACAACGAGACCCAUGCAGAGCCGACGUUCGUAUAAGCUUGACUGGCGCGGGAGGAAAAACCCCACAUCUGCCUCGGAGGAAAUUGUGAGGCUCUUUCGGGGAUACAUAGCCAACGCUAACGCAAAAAUAGUUUUUAGGUAAAUUUAAGAAGAGUUCUUUCCCGUUGGUCCAAAGCGCUAUUAAAAAAAAAAGUAAUGAAUGUUAAUGCAAUCUCCUUAUUUUUUUGUAUUUUAUAAAUUAUUUUAUCAUAGUUGUCGCCGGGUAUGAUGAACAUUUUGAUUUAGCGAUGAACUAAAUUGAAAAUGUUACGCAUAUAUUUUGUUGGUAUAUUAUUUUCAUUUCAUAACAUUGAAUUAUUUUUUUGUCAGUUUUUACUAUUUCCUUUCAUUAAAGCUGAAUUUCAGCAAUUCAUGCAGGUAUAAUUUAACUUAAUUAUACGAUAGAAAUAAUUUCAAGAAAUAUUUUAGUAUUUUUAGUAAUUUUAAAGGACAUUCGGCGAACCCCAUUUUAUGAACACACACGACAGACAUUUACGUAUGCAUUUACAUUCGUCCAUCAAUUAAAUGAAUAUGUUCAGUUCGUAUUCAGUCUCGUUCUGUGUGUUUAGUGGAGUAAAAAAAAAACAACUGUCAGCUAGCGAUGAAGUAACAUUUUAGAGGAACAUUUAUUUAUUAAAGAUAACGAAAUACAUAAACACAUCUUUAAAAAAAAUUGUCAUUGGCUUGUUCAUACAUAUAAGUAAAAUAGCGCAGUUAGUCAACCGCACGGUUGUAUUAUUUGUCUUCAACAGUUAUGAAAAACAGCCCUGUUUAACAUUAUAUUUUUCAUUUGCUUCACCCCGAAAGAACCCCAGCCUCUAUAGUAAAGCUUCAUUUUGUGAUAAGCCUUGUGUUGGCUCUCCUCCAUGCUGGCGUGUAUUGAUUUUCUAGCCCUCAGCUAUAGAUUACCCUCGGCCCACAACGAGCUAGCUUUCCUGCCCGGCCCUUACUCAGGCAGUCAGCGCAAGCUGUGCUUCUAAUAAGGCGGAUUCCGCUUAAGUGCAAUGCGUUUAUCCGGAGAAAGUGACGUAUAAUAGACUUGAAACUACACACCGCACACACCGCCUUUGUCUUAUUUUCGGUUAUUCGCAAUUCUCUUUAAACUCAACGCCGGGGUUCCCAACAGGAUGUUGCAAGUAGGCGUGUUUUGUAUUAUUCUUUUCCUCGCUCUCCAUAAUAACGCCAGUAUUGCUAGGUGGAACGUAAACCAAGUCCAACACUUAAAUUUUCGUUGCAUGGCCUACCCAUCCCCUUGAUUCACGUGGGGGUUUUGCGCUUGCUCGAUAGCUGCUGGCUGGCUUUCGUUAUUUUUCUGUGCGCUGGAGCAGCACGAAGGGGAAAAUAAAAAAAGGGGACUGAAUAACACGCUGGGAAGGGGCGCAAUCCUAUGACAAAUGUCUAUGUCUUUAUUAAGGGGGGACAACUUUAGGUACGCAUGAAGAGUGAAGUAUAGAAUAAAAGUGAUUCGGGAGGUUUAGAAAUAUAUUUUAUCUUGCACUGACAGACACUACUACUAUUUUAUGAAGAUACCCCACCUUUCCUCCCACCAUAUAAAUAAACCAUUGUGCUAGUGGGUCCAAUGGAACACAGGGCACACACAAAAAAGGCACUAGACUGAGGGGUUUAGAAAUUCAAUUAAAAUUCGCCCUAACUCAAGAGGAGGAGAAUAACUGUUAACAUGUUAGGAACGAAAAUAAUGUUUUAAAAAAGUUUUUGAUGGAAAUUGUUAAAAUGCUCUCAUAUUAAAAAUAGAAGCAUUUAAAUUUAAAGAAAAGAUUAAACAAAAAGUACGUUUAGCUCCUGCGCUGCACAAAGGAAACCGGGCGUUUGUAUUGCAAAGCGUCAUAUAUAAUAGCUCCAAUCAGUGAAAAUAUACUUUAUAUUAUAUCUGAUUAUUGAUACACUCUAUUAUCACGCCCCCAAUUUUCUCAACCGUAUGUCACCGUCCCAGGCCCAUACGGCCCGAAAACUGAAUGUUUAAAAUGAUAAAAACCAACGCUGACUACAAUACUCAACCCUGGCGCACUAAUAACACGAGAGACUAGAAAUUCGCCAGUUUAUGCCACGUGCAUCGUAUUGUCCUGAGGGCGUAGAAAAAGAGUUGGGUGGGGGUGGUUAAUACAUUGGAAACGGGAUUCCCCCGAACUAAUAUAAAGUUUGGCUUUCACACUAAAGUGAAAGUAGAAUCCACUGAACAGCAUUCAUCUGUCAUGCCAUGCCAUUGGAUUUUUUUUUAAAGCAAAGGGAAGAAAACUCUGCCCUGAUAAUUGAUCCAAGUUUGAAGGCACCGUUGUGAGAAUAUUUGGUAAAAAAAUAUGAGAAUCUUGAACAAUAUAAUGAUAACGACAAAGGCGUACUGCAUCACUGAUAGCACUGGUGGACUAUUUAAAAUAUUUCUUUUAAAAUAUUUGACUUAAAAUGGUUAUGUACAUUUUUUUUAUCAUGUCAAUACUACACUCUUUAAUAAUUUUUUUUUUUUUGAAUCAGCUGAAUGUUUAAAUAAUGUAGGACAUUCGAGUUGGUCAUUGAUAAGAUUAGUAAUUACUAAUGAAUGUUUUAAAACGGAGUUUGGUAAAACUUACACCAACAAAGUUUUGGCUUUCUCAGUCCAUAUUGAUACUUAUGAAAUGUGUUUGUUUGUUUCUAGGUGGCAUACCCGUGCUCAUCAUACUAAAAUCAUCAAACUCUUAAACUUAUACUAAAAAUUCAAGAAAAGCUUCCAUUAUAAUUAUACCCUAGCUGUGCUGACUGGCUUGUAGAGCGGGCAUAGCAUUAAGAGCAUAUAUUACUAUUAUUCGGAUUCUGUUUAUCACUGGUUCGUUAAAUUUGGGAUUAUUUAUUGAGAUGGUGUGCAUUAAAUAUUACAUUACAACUCUUUGAAGUGAGUAUUGGAAGUUUGUUCUUUAUAAAUAUUCGUUUAGUUCACUUUAUUAAGGAAUCGCCUUGAGCGAUUUCAAAUUAUAGUUUGCGAUACUCUAUUCAACGUUUCAGUAUCGCGUCAGUUUGAAAGGAUCGAUCCCGAAUCCGUGUGGUUAGCCUAGCUGGUGUGUAUAGAGAAGAGUGUCUGCCUGGCUGGCCUGCCUGCCUGCGCAUACAACAACAUAGUGGCUCGACCCAGGUGAUAAUAGAGCUUGGUUUCAGUCCAAUACUUUUCCAAUGUUGGGGCUUGGGCUUGAGACUUGAACGACCGCCUUUGCUAGGCUUCCGUACUGUGUCUAGUGAAUAAUAUGUACCGUAGUGUAGAGUUUUAUGGUACGCCUUGUAUAAGAGGACUUGGAUCGUGCUUUUACUGCAGGAAAUAUUCACGAGCUUGAUAAUUCAUAGGCUUAUAUAUAGAAGUUGGACAAUUACUUUGGUAAGUCAGAUAACUUGUGUUUACUUAAUUGUUUGAUUAUGAAAGUAGAUUGUUUAUAUUCCUACAGCGAUUGACUGAAACUGACAACACAUUAAUUUGAUGACGUUAUUGUUAUUAUUUUUUUCGAUAAUAAAAAAAAAAAAUCGAUACAAACUGAUGGAUUUGUUGAACGUAGUUCAGUGAUGAUCAGGUGUGAAAUCUAUAUUGACUUGUUUAUAUGUACACGUAUUCUUAUCUAUUUUAUUCCCCGGUGUUGUUGUCCUGUGAGUGAUUGAGCGAGUGCUGCAGCAGCAGCAGCAGCAAAAACGAAUAAGAUGAGAGGAGGAAAUGGGCCAAGUGAAGGGAUGAAUAAUACAAGCCGGGGGAGUAACCCUGUCUAAAGUUUUAAGCAGGGGAAGGGGAGACCUAGUCACGUUUAUUUCCUGUAUAUCAGUGGAUGUGUUGCGCAUGACUCGCUAAAUAAUGGGAAUAGUGAAGCCGUUUUUAUGCGGCUGAGGCUCAGCGAAGGAAGCUCAUGAAAUGAAUUGUUCUAGUUAUAGACCGAAUAAUUGAUGGUGGGGAAAAUACAGGAAUUACAUCUAAAUUGACUUGAGUAAGCCUAAAGAAAUGGGAAAGGUUAAUUUAAAUUAGGCUUUAUUACACUCCAUCAUUUAAUUUCAGAGAAUAAUAAAAAAAAAAUAUAUUUUAUUUAACAAUGUGCUGUUAAGUGUCAUAGUCAUACAGUUUUCACAUUAAUAAUAAUUAUUUUAUAUAACUGACCAAUCAUAAUCAUGAGACUAUGGAUUAUUGUUUAAAUUUGUUAUAGCCUGUUUGAUUUUAGGCACGUAAAGACAGAUAUAAGGCUACUCCUUCUUUAGAUGUGUUAAACUUUAUUUUUAUUGGUAUUGGAGCAGCAAAAGUUGGGAAAAUAUAGCCCUGUAUGCCACAUAAAAAUUAGUAUAUUUUAUGGCUUAUGCUUUGUUUUCUUUCAAUAUACAUAUACAGCUAUGCAGAAUUUAGUUCUUUCAAAGAUGGUUUAGGAAAGGGGAGGUGUGUGUGUCCCACAAAACAACCCCACUUAAAAUGCUUUAAACCAAUUAGUCUAUUGUAUUGAUUAACAUCUUAUAUUUAAGUUGGCCUGUACAAAAAUAUACUAUCUAUAUCUGAUAUUAAAAAAACUUCAAAUCUUAUGCUUAUAAAAAAACUUACCCAAUGAAACUGUUUAUAUUGUGCAUGUCCAUAUUUACAUAUUUUUCAGAUUUGUAGAAAUGAAAUUAUUUUGGAAAUUAUUAUUUUCUUUUAUAUCUUAAUUCUUUAGGAACUCGGCAAUCCUGAAGAUAUAAGUGGAGAAAACUCUAGAGGCUCAACUGGUGUUCCCCGACCAGUGCCCUCUCCAGUUGGCUCCUCUGGAUCUAGAUCAAACACCCCUGCUUCCAUUCCAGGUCAGAUUUUAAGCAUUUUAUGA
Molecule: messenger RNA, 9954 nt
Organism: Lymnaea stagnalis (great pond snail)
Lineage: Eukaryota; Metazoa; Mollusca; Gastropoda; Lymnaeidae
Source: the annotation of a GenBank genome assembly